Messenger RNA from Erythranthe guttata (spotted monkey flower), 984 nucleotides. RefSeq names its product jasmonate ZIM domain-containing protein 1. Lineage: Eukaryota; Viridiplantae; Streptophyta; Magnoliopsida; Lamiales; Phrymaceae. Gene Ontology annotation, biological process: response to wounding; regulation of jasmonic acid mediated signaling pathway; regulation of defense response. Gene Ontology annotation, cellular component: nucleus. The record is from RefSeq and is a predicted model, not a curated record.
CCCGCCCCCCCCCCUUUUUUUUAUUCCCAUUCCACUGCAAAAUUCUCCAACUUCACUUAACAUAAAAAUAAUUCUUUCUCUUUCUCAUAUUUUCUUUCUUUUCCGGCGAGCAUGUCGGGUUUCAGACAUCUUUCCGGCGACCGGAGGCGAGGAAAGUUGCCGGAGAAGUCCAAUUUUGCACAAACAUGCAAUCUUUUGAGUCAGUAUAUUAAGGAUAAAGGAAGUCUUAGAGAUUUGAAUCUUGAAAUUGGUGGAAAAAUCGAGAGCCUCGAAAACAUAGUGAAGCAAGGAUCUUUUUGUCACGAAUUCACAAGCAAAGAUGCGGCGGCACCGACGGAUUCCGCAGCUGCCGGCCAGUUGACGAUUUUCUACUCCGGCGGGGUUUUGGUGUUUGACGAUUAUCCGGCUGAGAAGGCUGAAGAACUCGUGGCGUUUGCUGCAAAUGGUGGUGGCAGCGGCAUUUUGUCGAACACAUCGUGGGCCAAACCGAGCUCCGGCGGUGCUGCCGAGACUUCUACUCCGGGAGAGAGCCAGCUUCCGCCGCGGCCUGGUUCCCGUAAGGCGGCUGGUGUUGGCAUUACGUCGAACACCGCGAGUGGUGGGGCGGCUGAGGUGCCGCCGGUGGAGAACCGGGGUUCUACGCUGCCUGAGGCUAAUGAUUCCGAUUUGCCUAUUGCGAGAAGAUCAUCACUUCAUCGGUUUCUCGGGAAGAGGAAAGAUCGAGCUGCUGCUAGAGGGCCUUAUCAACUUCAAGAACAGCCAGCCUCUUCUUCCAAGGGAGAUGAACAUUUCGACCUCAACUUAUAACAAUUGCUUCUUAUUAUCUGAAAAUUAUCACGUAUAUUUUUUUUUUUUGUAUUUUUUAAGGAGUAUUAAUUAUUAUACGGCCAAAUUAAUGUGCAAUUAGAUCUAUAUCGUUUUGUUAUUUGAUGCGGUCGUGAAUAAGAUAUAUUUGAUUCACGUCAAAUCUUCUUAAGAGAUGAA